AAGAGACACCAUGAAAGCAAAAGCAGAGGAAAGCUGUCAAUCUCUCCCUAUCUAUUAAAUACAAAACUAAAGAAACCACCAACUCCAAAGAGCUCAAGUCUUCAAAAACCAUACUAGGAAGUCAGAGCAAGCAGAAAGUGAAGCCUAAAAGAGAGAAGGGGAGGAAGAGGAGAAGAAGAAGAGACAUGAGAAGAAGAAGAGAAGGCAAAGGGGCUCCGCCCACAGACCUCUUGGUAUGUUUUCCUUCUAGAGCCCAUCUAAGCCUUAUGCCCAAGGCCAUCUGCAGCCCAGCUCGUCCUUCUGAACCUACCAAGCGGCACCACAGCCACCAAAUUCAUCUCUCAAGAUCAAGCAACAACAGGGGAGGCCAAGCUAGCCCUCUCUUAUGGUCCAAGACCAAGCCUAUGGGGUCGGAUAUCUCUGAACCCACCUCCCCCAAAGUCACCUGUGCCGGACAGAUCAAAGUCAGGCACAAGCCUAGUUCCUGCAAGAACUGGCAAUCAGUCAUGGAAGAUAUCGAGAGGCUCCACAACCAUAGAAAGCAGAAGAAGAGACCCACUUGGAUAGAAAGUCUCGGAUUCAAGAAGGAUGUAAUGCAGUUCUUAACUUGUUUAAGAAGCCUUCGAUUUGAUCUACGGUGCUUUGGCUCUUUCCAUGGAUCUGAUAUCACUUCGGAUGAUGAGGAAGUUGAAGAAGAAUACGAAGAAGAGCAAGAAAACCAGGUGGGCAUCGAGGAUUUUGAUGGUAGUGGUGCUUCAAGAACCGUUUUUUCUAAGUGGUUCAUGGUAUUAGAGGAAAAACAGAGUAAUGGGUUCAGUAAAGAAGACCAAUUUGGGGAAAGAAGAGCUGAUAGAGACGAAUCUCAUCAUGAAUGUUCGGAGGUCGCUCCUGCUGCUCCUCCUCCGAAUGCUCUGUUGCUCAUGCGUUGUAGGUCUGCCCCUGCAAAAAGUUGGUUAGAAGAGAAAGAAAAAGAGGAAGAAGAGGAAGAAGAAGAAGAAGAGGAAGAAGCAACAAAGAACACAAAGCUGCCUUUGGAAGUAGAGAAAAAUAAAGAGAGUUUGUUAUUGAUGAGCUAUGGCCCUGAUUUCUUCAAGAUUUCCCCUGAUAUUGCAAAGGAGACUUGGGUUGUUGGAGGAAUGAGAGAUCCCUUAUCGAGAAGUCGAAGCUGGAAGAGAUGAUGAUCAUGGUGAAUUGUGACUUAAUUUAAUUUCUUCAAUAUUGUUCUUGUUUACUUCUUUACUGGUUUUCAUAAUUCCCCUGUGUUCUGGGGAUGUUUGUGUAUCUUUGGAGAAGCCAAGCUCCUAUAAUUUUCAGCUUAUUUUUGUUGUUUUCUUUGAUUUCAUUGAGAACUUUGUCAAAUCUGUACAGACUUUCCUUCUUGUGGAAAACAGUUUGCUGCCAUUGGCAUAUGUACAGGUUUAAAGACAUCAAUUUCUGAAUUCACAAGAAGAUUUUCAUUUUC
Macadamia integrifolia is the source of this 1462-nucleotide messenger RNA. RefSeq lists its product as uncharacterized. The record is from RefSeq and is a predicted model, not a curated record. NCBI's taxonomy places the organism in Eukaryota, Viridiplantae, Streptophyta, Magnoliopsida, Proteales, Proteaceae. The transcript has a single exon. Bases 186 to 1178 code for a protein of 330 amino acids.